AUGGUGAAAGAAAAUGAUGAAGCGGAGAAUGGAAGAGGCGUUAUAGCAAUACCAGGGCUUCCACAACUAUGUCAAUCAGACUUGCCAUCCUUUCUACAGCCAUCAAAUAAAUAUGAACCAGUGUUGCGAAUGGUACUGAACCAAUUCAGUACCAUUUCUAAAGCCACAUGGAUACUCGGCAACUCCUUCAAUGAACUCGAAAUGGCAGAGAUACAAUCUAUCGAUUCCCUCAUUCAAAUACGAACAAUAGGCCCUCUUGUUCCCUCUGCCUUCCUAGAUGGAAACAAUCCACAGGACCAAGACGUAGGCACACAUCUUUGGAAAGCAGCAAGCUGUAUAGAUUGGCUCAAUACAAAGAAAGCCUCAACUGUUGUAUAUGUCUCCUUUGGAAGUGUAGCUGUUCUUUCCAAAGAGCAGAUCAUAGAAAUAGCCCUUGGGCUAAAGGCCAGUCAACAUUCCUUUUUAUGGGUGAUUCGUCCUGAACAUAGCAAAGAAGAAGAAAAUGACAUACAUGAUUUUCUACAGGGUUUUCGUGAGGAAACUAUGGAUCAAGUGCUAGUUGUGUCAUGGUGUCCACAGAUUGUAGUGCUUAAUCAUCCUUCUGUGGGUAUGUUUCUUACACAUUGUGGAUGGAAUUCUACCUUAGAGAGCCUCAGCUCUGGGUUACCUGUCUUAACUUUUUCUCAGUGGAGUGAUCAAAUGACUAAUUCUAAGUAUAUUGAAGAGGUGUGGAGGACUAGGAUAAGAUUGAAUAAAGAAAGACAUGGGCUAGUUGGGAGGGAUGAGGCCGAAAAAUCUAUUAAGACAAUUAUGGAAGGUGAACGUGGUGUGGACUUGAGGAAGAAUGCUCUGCAAUGGAAGACAUUAGCAAAGAAAGCAAUGGUGAAAGGUGGAUCUUCUGAUCGAAAUAUUGAUUUGUUCGUACAUGAGGUCAUUGCUAAAAUGACACUCGCUUGA
Messenger RNA from Cryptomeria japonica (Japanese cedar), 957 nucleotides. Its product is annotated as UDP-glycosyltransferase 74E2-like. Lineage: Eukaryota; Viridiplantae; Streptophyta; Pinopsida; Cupressales; Cupressaceae. The transcript has 2 exons. Bases 1 to 957 code for a protein of 318 amino acids. Gene Ontology annotation, molecular function: UDP-glycosyltransferase activity. The record is from RefSeq and is a predicted model, not a curated record.